Molecule: messenger RNA, 4257 nt
Organism: Pelobates fuscus (common spadefoot toad)
Lineage: Eukaryota; Metazoa; Chordata; Amphibia; Anura; Pelobatidae
Gene: PLCB1
Product: phospholipase C beta 1
Exons: 33
Coding region: 265-3969 (1234 amino acids)
Biological process (GO): phosphatidylinositol-mediated signaling; release of sequestered calcium ion into cytosol; memory
Cellular component (GO): cytoplasm; nuclear speck
Molecular function (GO): calcium ion binding; calmodulin binding; phosphatidylinositol-4,5-bisphosphate phospholipase C activity
Source: RefSeq, a predicted model, not a curated record
AUGGCAAAGGGGGGCGAACUGCUGAAUGGUUCUAGCUGAAGGAGGAGGAGGAGGCAGCUGCUGGAGGAGUAGGCAGAGCUGCGAACAGCUCAGGCUGUCUUACUGUCAGCCUUGCUUCCCAUUCUCCCCAUCAAGCUGUGGGUCUCCUCCAUAGGACAACCAUCCCUAUCAGCAUCUGAGCCCCAGCUGCACCCCCCUGGAUUUAGCUGUUCCCUGGUGUCUGCUUCCCUUGCUCUCUCCUGUUGGAGGUAUCAAUGUGUGGACAUGGCUGGAGCACAGCCUGGGGUCCAUGCUCUGCAGCUCAAACGUGUCUGCGUCUCUGAGAACACGAAGAAAGGCUCCAAGUGCAUGAAAUGGGAUGAUGAUUCCACACUUGUCUAUCCAAUCGUCCUUAAAAUGGAUCCUAGUGGAUUUUUCCUUUACUGGACAGACCAGAACAAGGAGACCGAGCUUUUGGAUAUCAGUCUUGUAAAGGAUGCCAGGUGGGGAAAACAUGCUCGAACGCCAAAGGAUCCCAAAUUACGUGAGCAGCUGGAGGUGGGAAACUUCGGAGGCCGGCUGGAGUAUCGCAUGUUUACUGUUGUUUAUGGACCAGAUAUGGUUAACAUCUCUUAUUUGAACUUAGUAGCAUUUCAAGAAGAAAUUGCAAAGGAGUGGACAGAUGAGAUUUUCAAUCUGGCAACCAAUCUUCUGGCACAGAACAUGUCGAGAGAUGCAUUUCUGGAAAAAGCGUACACCAAGCUUAAACUCCAAGCAAACCAGGAAGGUCGGAUUCCGGUAAAGAAUAUAUAUCGUCUCUUCUCUGCUGAUAGGAAACGAGUGGAAACUGCAUUAGAAGCCUGUGGUCUUCCAUCCGGGAGAAGUGAUUUGAUUCCUCAAGAUGACUUCACCCCAGAGGUGUACAGGGACUUCUUAAACAAUAUUUGCCCACGGCCAGAGAUCGACAAUAUUUUUUCAGAAUUUGGUUCAAAAACAAAUCCAUACCUCACCGUUGAUCAGAUGACCGAAUUUAUUAAUUCAAAGCAACGCGAUCCACGAUUAAAUGAAAUUCUCUACCCACCUUUAAAACAGGAACAGGUUCAACAGCUAAUAGAGAAAUAUGAACGUAACAGCACUUUUGCAGCAAAGGGACACAUAUCUGUGGAAGGGUUUAUGAGAUAUCUAAGUGGUGAGGAAAAUGGAGUCAUACCGCACGAGAAACUGGAUUUAAAUGAAGACAUGUCCCAGCCACUCUCUCAUUACUUUAUCAACUCUUCGCACAAUACCUACCUCACAGCUGGACAGCUGGCCGGUAACUCGUCAGUAGAGAUGUAUCGUCAGGUUUUGUUGGCAGGCUGUCGUUGUGUUGAACUGGAUUGUUGGAAGGGAAGAACCGCAGAGGAAGAGCCUGUCAUUACACAUGGAUUUACUAUGACCACUGAAAUAUCUUUUAAGGAAGUUAUUGAAGCUAUCGCCGAAUGCGCCUUUAAGACGUCACCAUAUCCAAUUCUUCUGUCUUUUGAAAACCAUGUUGAUUCACCAAAGCAACAAGCAAAGAUGGCAGAAUACUGCAAGCAAAUAUUCGGAGAUGGGCUCUUAACUGACAUUUUGGAAAAGUAUCCUCUUGAUGCCGGAGUACCUCUUCCAAGCCCAAUGGAUUUAAAGUAUAAAAUCCUGGUGAAGAAUAAAAAGAAAUCAAACAAGUCAUCCAACAGGAGUGCAAAGAAGAAGCUUUCGGAACAAGCGUCCACCGCUUGCAGUGACACGUCGAGCGUGUUCGAACCUUCAUCUCCUGGAGCAGGUGAAGCAGAAAUCGAAAGUGAAGAAGAGGAUGACGAUGAUGAUGAUGACUGUAAGAAAUCUUCAAUGGAUGAAGGCACUGCUGGGAAUGAGGCCAGUGCCACAGAAGAAAUGUCCAAUUUGGUUAACUACAUUCAACCAGUGAAGUUUGAGUCAUUCGAGGCAUCGAAAAAACGAAACAAGAGUUUUGAAAUGUCUUCCUUUGUGGAAACAAAAGGUCUUGAGCAGCUAACAAAGUCUCCUGUGGAAUUCGUAGAAUAUAACAAAAUGCAGCUCAGUCGAAUUUACCCUAAAGGAACUAGAGUAGAUUCAUCAAACUACAUGCCUCAGGUCUUCUGGAAUGCCGGUUGCCAAUUGGUGGCUCUUAACUUCCAAACAGUAGAUUUCUCUAUGCAACUGAAUAUGGGGAUGUACGAAUACAAUGGCAAAUGUGGCUACAGACUCAAGCCAGAGUUUAUGAGGCGACCUGACAAGCACUUUGAUCCAUUUACUGAAACCACUGUAGAUGGAAUAGUUGCAAACACUCUUUCUGUAAAGAUCAUUUCAGGACAAUUCCUUUCAGAUAAAAAAGUUGGCACUUACGUUGAAGUGGACAUGUUUGGGUUACCUGUUGACACGAAGCGGAAAGCUUUUAAAACUAAAACUUCCCAAGGAAAUGCUGUUAAUCCCGUUUGGGAAGAAGAACCUAUUGUUUUUAAAAAGGUUGUGCUGCCCUCUCUGGCCUGUCUCAGAAUAGCAGCAUACGAAGAAGGAGGCAAAUUCAUUGGUCAUCGGAUAUUACCUGUGGCAGCCAUCCGGCCAGGCUAUCACUAUAUUUGUCUAAGAAAUGAAAAGAACGUUCCUCUGACAUUGCCGGCAUUGUUUGUCUACAUAGAUGUGAAAGACUAUGUCCCCGACACAUUUGCAGAUGUGAUUGAAGCUUUAUCCAAUCCAAUCAGAUAUGUGAAUUUGAUGGAACAGAGAUCGAGGCAGUUGGCUGCGCUAACCUUGGAAGAUGAAGAAGAACUAAAAAGAGAGAUCGAAGCUGGUGAGGCACCAUCAGAAGCUAACAGUGAACCCAGGCCGGUGCCAGCAGAAAAUGGCUUGAACCAUGCUACAACUCUGACCCCUAAGACUUCAUCUCAAACUGCUCCCACUCAACCUGUUCCAGGUUCUGUCAAAGUUCCUGCCAAGACAGAAGACCUUAUAAUGAGUGUCUUAACAGAAGUGGAAGCUCAGACCAUUGAUGAACUGAAACAACAAAAGUCUUUUGUUAAACUUCAAAAGAAGCACUAUAAAGAAAUGAAGGACCUCGUAAAGAGACAUCACAAGAAAACCACCGAUCUCAUAAAAGAGCACACAACGAAGUACAAUGAGAUUCAGAAUGAUUACUUGAGGAGGAGGGCAAUACUGGAAAAGACUGCCAAACGAGACAGCAAGAAAAAGCAAAACAUUCUCAAGUGUUGUUCAGGCUUGAUUGCAUGUGAAGGUGGCAGUCCUGAUCAUAAUUCUUCAACCGUUGAACAAGAUUUAGCUGCGCUGGAUGCAGAAAUGGCUCAAAAAUUAAUCGAAUUAAAGGAACAGCAGCAGCAACAACUCCUUAAUCUCCGCCAAGAACAGUAUUAUAGUGAAAAAUAUCAGAAAAGAGAACAUAUUAAACAGCUAAUUCAGAAACUGACUGAUGUGGCCGAGGAAUGUCAAAACAACCAGUUGAAAAAACUGAAAGAAACUUGUGAUAAAGAGAAGAAAGAGCUGAAGAAGAAAAUGGACAAGAAAAGGCAAGAAAAAGUUACAGAAACAAAAUCAAAGGAUAAAAAUCAAAUGGAAGAGGAGAAGACAGAAAUGAUCCGAUCAUAUAUUCAAGAAGUGGUUCAAUAUAUUAAGAGGCUGGAAGAUGCACAGAGUAAGAGGCAGGAAAAACUCGUAGAAAAACACAAAGAAAUUCGCCAACAAAUACUGGAUGAAAAGCCCAAGGUGGAGCUAGAUCAGGAAUACCAAGACAAGUUCAAACGGCUCCCUAUGGAAAUUCAGGAGUUUGUCCAAGAGACAAUGAAAGGAAAACUUGGGGAAGAAGGAGAGCUUAGUUCUGCCACGACCAUCUUAACACCCGACAGUGCCAAGUCUCCGAAUUCAGGGAAUCACAAAAGACAGGACCAUGAUCAAGAAACAGAAGACGAAACUCCAGAGAAAGCGUUUGAUACGUCACUCUAACGGGCGACGGUUUAUCACUUUAUUUGAUUUUUGUGCUGUCAGGGCAUGCUGUUUACACGUCGUCUGUUAACUAUUGUCUACAAGGGGAAAUGCUCUGGCUAGAUUUUAAUGCCAGAAGCUUGGCACUCUGUUUGAGUGUGUAUUUCCAAGUGAAGCAAUUUCAUAUUACUUACAGCUAUGUAAAAACUCUCUUCUAUUCAGUUUUUAUUUCAUUUUUGGUGCAGUUAUUGUGCAAUAAUUAACAUGCACACUGCAUAAUGCUUGUUUUGUGUUAUUCGAUAACAAGGG